AUGCUGAGCGGCGCCUGCUGCCGCCUGUCCUCUGCGUUGCGGAUCUUCCGCGCGCCGUGGCCCGCGGUGUGCAUAUGGGAAGCCGCUCAGGUGACGCGGGCCGCGGCCUCCUGGAGCGGGGCGGGUGGGCCGCGCGACUUCCCGCAGCCUCGCGGGGCCUUUGCGCUCAGCCCGGUGCUCCGCGCCGCUUUCUCAGGGCCGCCGGCGGGGCCCGGCCUCACGCACUCGCCGCCGGAAAGUGGGGACCGGGAGCCGGUCUCCCCCACCGAACCCCACUCCCGCCCGGUCGUCCCGGAGGACUGCAAAGCAAGAAAGAAAAUCCAGCUCUUCCAGGCAUCUUCUCUUCCACAAUUCAUUUUGUCUUUUCCUCCUCUCAGAUACGAACCAUCAACCCAUGAACUGAUUAAUGAAGAGCUGGGAAUCGCCUAUCCAGUCAUCGAUGGGGUUCCUAAUAUGAUACCGCAGGCAGCCAGGAGGACACAAAAGAGUGAGAAGCAAGAGGAAAUGCAGCAGCACUAGGUCAUCCUUUUCAAAGAACACAGUGACAACGGGAUUUUCUUUGCACCACAUACUCUUUAAAGCACAGUGGUGUGUGAUAAGUGGAGGACAAGGAUGUUCCUGUCUCUUCCUACGUUGACUGUUCUCAUCCCACUGGUUUCAUUAGCAGGACUGUUCUACUCAGCCUCUGUGGAAGAAAACUUCCCCCAGGGCUGCACCAGCACAGCCAGCCUCUGCUUCUACAGCCUGCUCCUGCCGAUCACCAUUCCAGUGUACGUGUUCUUCCACCUCUGGACCUGGAUGGGCAUUAAACUCUUCCGGCAUAAUUAAUGCAGCCAGAGCCCAGGUGUGUGUGUGUUAAGGCUAGAUCUCAGGCAUCUGUCUCUGAAACCUCAGCUAGAUGGAGCUACUGAGACCCAGGAUUUAGUUUGCAGGAAAGAUGUUCUGCCUUGUGUACAUCAGACCUAAGACUAUGAGAGGUUUAAGUUGCAGAAAUACUUUAUUGUAUUCUUGCUCUGCUCUUGUUUUUGGAAAGUUCUGACUUAUUAACUACUGUAUCAGAAGAAACAUUUUGACAAAGUAUCUUGUUGGAAAAUAACACCCAGUCAUCUCUGAUGACUGUUUCUAAUCUCAUUCAUCUAAAAGUUAUUUGAAGUUUUGUUUGUUUAGCUUCAAGGUCUUUGGUAAAGUCACACAUUAGGGAUGACUGAAAUAAUUUCAAAGAAGCUGUGUUGAGAUAGUUGUAGAGAAAUGCCUUGAACUAGUGUGGUAUAAAACCACGUAAUAAAAUGGAAAUUUAAUGGACUUAGAAAAAUUCAGAGUUUGUAAAAUUCCCUUCAUUUCUUUGGCAUCAAAUGCUUACAUUAACAAUAAAGAUGUUCACAACACCCAUAAA
Molecule: messenger RNA, 1393 nt
Organism: Carlito syrichta (Philippine tarsier)
Lineage: Eukaryota; Metazoa; Chordata; Mammalia; Primates; Tarsiidae
Gene: PYURF
Product: PIGY upstream reading frame
Exons: 3
Coding region: 1-519 (172 amino acids)
Source: RefSeq, a predicted model, not a curated record